AUGACUCCGGAGAAGAGAAAGUGGAUUCAAAAGGUUAUUGUAUUCGCGCUUAUUUUGGAUUUAUUUGCAUUUACAAUCCCACUCCCACUAUUCCCCCGACUUAUUGAUUGGUACACUCGCAAAGAAAGUGAUAGCGCACUCCUAGCUGUGAUAUUAAGAAGGAUCAAUAGGUUCAGGCAGAAGGUUGCCCCUCAUGCGGUGCAACGCAAGUGGGAUGUAGUCUUGCUUGGGGGGCUCAUGGGGUCACUUUUCAGCUCGCUUCAAUUUUUCAUAUCACCUUAUAUCGGAAGUCUAUCCGACAAGUAUGGUAGGAAACGCGUUUUGUUGGUUAGCAUGAUAGGGAACAUUUUGUCUGCGAUUGUUUGGAUUCAAUCCACCUCGUUUGCCUCGUUCUUACUUGCACGUGCUAUCGGGGGUAUCAGUGAAGGAAAUGUUCAACUUUCUAUCGCUAUGUUAUCUGACAUCACGCCUCCAUCCCGCCGUUCGGCUGCGUUGAUGUUUGUUGGUAUCGCAUUUUCAAUCUGUUUCACUAUUGGGCCUCCAAUCGGUGCAUAUUUCUCGAUCCAUCCUUUUCCUCUUUCGUUCGCUCGCGACAUGAACAUUUACGCUACACCUGCGAUUUUGACUCUCAUCCUUUUGCUAGUCGAGACUGCUUUUCUUGCCGUCUAUUUACCAGAAACUCGAGGCGCUGCUGCUGUUGAGGAAGAGGGUGACGAGACCGUCCGAAACAGGUACAAGAAGCUUCCACUAGGGGAAAGAAGGGCCUUGCUCAAGCGUCUGGGAGACCUUCAUUUCUCAUUUCUCAGUCUAUUCUCGGGGGUAGAAUUUACACUUACAUUCCUUACCUUCGAUCUUCUGGACUGGAACAACUCACAAAAUGGGCGCCUCCUUGGACUCAUUGGCGUGUUCUCUGCUCUUCUCCAGGGUGGAUACGUUCGACGAGCUACGUCCAAGGUCGGCGAAUCUGCGUUUGCCAGAAGAGGUAUGGUGAGCUGUGCAGGAGCCAUGAUUAUCCUAUCAAUGAUCCCGCACAUGGUGCGUGGUACUGGGAACGGCAAAGUUACCUCAACAGACAUACGUACUGCUGUUGGGUUGCUUCAUGCAGCGGCUGCAUUACUAUCGUUCACCAGUGCAACAGUCGUAACAUCCCUAACUGCCCUGGCAUCUCUGCAAUGCGACGAAGAGACUCCAAAAAGUAGACACUCAGCUACCUCCAGCUCUUCAUCCAAUCCUAAACCUGAACAAAACGUGGCUGAAAGUGCCGUCAAGACUUCCCCAGGGUCUGGCGGAUCGUUACAUGCGCAAUUAAAGUCGCCUGUUUCCAAAGGGAGAGUGGCUUCAGCAAUGACCAGCCGUGGUGCACCAACAUUAGCAAGUGAAACACAACCACAGUCUGUUCAUAGCAAUAUAACCCCAGUAAAUAAUUCGGAUGUAAUAUCCACUGGCCGUGCGCUAGGAGAGUUCCGCUCUUCUGGUCAACUUGGACGAGCUAUUGGUCCACUCCUAGCCUGCUUGGCAUACUGGACAGUUGGUCCCUCUGUGACCUAUUCUGCGACGGCUCUUGCAAUGUGUGCCUUGGUUUGGCGUACCGGCACUGUCAUGAGCAAGCUGAAGCGAGUCGAUGCCCGAUCACAAUGA
This is a messenger RNA of Rhizoctonia solani, 1638 nucleotides long. RefSeq names its product major facilitator superfamily transporter. The transcript is spliced from 8 exons. Gene Ontology annotation, biological process: transmembrane transport. Gene Ontology annotation, cellular component: brush border membrane. The record is from RefSeq and is a predicted model, not a curated record. Gene Ontology annotation, molecular function: transmembrane transporter activity. Bases 1 to 1638 code for a protein of 545 amino acids. Lineage: Eukaryota; Fungi; Basidiomycota; Agaricomycetes; Cantharellales; Ceratobasidiaceae.